Molecule: messenger RNA, 1830 nt
Organism: Adineta ricciae
Lineage: Eukaryota; Metazoa; Rotifera; Eurotatoria; Adinetida; Adinetidae
Source: the annotation of a GenBank genome assembly
AUGACGCACUUUACUUGUCUAUACUAUAAUAUUAUCUGCACGAAAAAACUACACGAAACUCCGAAUGAUGCUGAAACACUUUCGAAUUACACGACAUCACCGGUAACAUCGUCGUCAUCGGAAAACGACGCUGAAAGUGGCAUUGCCACGACACCACCAAUGCCUUUCGAGAUGGAUAGUACCGUUAUCAAUUUGGACAAUUUUGAUCUGUUUGCAAUGGAUAAAGAAAAUCAACUGACUGUCGACACAAAUGAUGAUUUCGAACGAUUUUUAGACGAACUCGAUGUCGAAAAUCUAUCUUCAUCUAUUGACAGCUCAACGUUCGAUAAUUUUCUUAGCAGUCCAUUAGGACAACCAAAUCAUGAAACACUUCAACAACUAUCACCUUCUCCACCGGUUCUCUCACCUCCGUCAACCAAUAUUCCUCCAAUAACCAAUUGCAUUCGAAUCCAAUCGUUUACUCCACCCGUAUUAAGUGGACCGAAAAUUAUCAAAUGCGAAUCGAUCAAUCCCAAUAUAACUAUUCUCAAACAGGUUGUUCUGCCAACUGCACCACUCAUUGCAGUUCCAGUGGUAGUUAAUGAUUCGGUACCUACGCCAGUUAAUGCCAUCACACCGCCGAUCGCAAAACGACGUCGUUCCGAUAGUCCUUCGGAGCAAAAAUCACAACAUCUAUUCGAAGUACCGACAGCAACAGUCGAUCAAUUGAAACUUCAAUAUGGAAAUUUGAGUGACGAAGCUUUGAGAAAACAUAUUCGUAUGAUAAAAAAUCGCGAAUCGGCAUCGCUUUCGCGUAAACGACGAAAGGAAUUGAUGGAAAAUCUUGAUGUUACAAACAAACAGUUACAAGAAGAAAAUAGUCAGCUGAAACAAGAGAAUUCGAAAUUAAAAAUUAAAAUCGAAACAUUAGAAAUGGAGAAUAAACUUUUGAAAGAAUACGCUGCUAACAAUCAUUCAACCUCAUCGCCACCAAAACGAAAUCCAUUCAUUCUCAGGGGCCUUGUCCUCCUCAUGGUCGUCGGUGUUGGUCUCUUUCAAAUGAACUCUUUCCUCCCAACAUCAAUGGAUUCAUCAAAACCAGUCGCUCUAUAUGGAGAUCAAACUGCCGUUGUUCCCAGUCGUACAAUUCUUGAAAGUAGUCGUAGUAUUGACCAAAACUCCUAUCCAACGAACAGUAUCUAUGAUUACGGACCUAAUGGAGAUACUAGUAACAACAAUGGACAAGCUUAUCCUUACAUACAAUGUGUUGCUUACAUCAAUAAAACUCACUCACAAAGAAUUAACCAAGAUCUCCGUUCAUGGGUGCAAGAUCAAGCUGAUAAGAUUCAGGAUGGUCAAUCUGCAGUCAUUCCAGAUCCGAAAUCGGUCGUAGUUUCAUCGAAUUCAGCUGUCGAAAAAAAUAAAGGUUCAGUCAUUGAACCUUUGCAUCAUAUGACAAGAAAAGUCGCUCGACAAGCAAAAAUCCAAACAGUCGAUGAAACUGAACUUCAACCGUAUAAAAAUCAUGAACAUAAUUAUCGCGACUUUAUUCAUUCGUUGAAUCGACGAAACGAUACGUUAUACUUCGUUUCGUUCAAACGCGAUAAUCUUAUUCUCCCAGCUACAAUACAAAAUCAAACUCAACGACCGAAAAUAUCACUUAUACUACCAGCAUCGAUGGCGAAUCUCAACAAAUCGAUUCAUGUCCCGACCAAUCACGUGCCGAUGAUGAAAAUCGAUUGUGAAGUUGAAGAUACAAAGCUUCUUUUCGUUAAACGCACUCAUAUCCCAUCGUCAUACCAGAACGAUCUGUUUCAAUACUAUUCUUCAGCACCACAAGCAACUAUUUAA